Messenger RNA from Rubroshorea leprosula, 1957 nucleotides. The record is from the annotation of a GenBank genome assembly. Lineage: Eukaryota; Viridiplantae; Streptophyta; Magnoliopsida; Malvales; Dipterocarpaceae.
UCUUCUCCCUUCUUCUUCCUUUCCAGAUAUGGGUUUUCUGAAAUCCACCCCCUUCUCAGUCGCUCACUUAUACACCAACCCUGCACACGCCCCAUCUGUACCAAACCCUCAAACUCUCACACACAGAUCUGUGCCAAACCCUCAAACUUUCCACAUCUGGGUUUUCUGAAACCCACCCCCUUCGCACACACGUGAAACCCUUGCCUACACGCGCCUUCUCUCUCGCCGACCUGACCCAACCCGACGUUGCCUGAAAGCCCUUAACCUCGCCUUCUCCUCCUCAGUUCUUUCGCCCUUUGGAACUUCCUACGCUCGCCAUAUCAGACGAUGCCGGAGAGAUACUCCGGUCGCCAAGAAGAUGGAUCUGUUCGUUUGAGGGGGUUUAUUGAAGAUGAACAGGAGUAAUCCCGUGACUUGGCCAUUGUUGGCCAAAGCCGUGGGUCUCCAUUGCUUGUCUGGGAAAUUGGAAUGAAUUUUGGUAGCUUUAAGUUAUGUUUUUAAGCUUGACUUAAGUGUAAAUUAGCUUGGAUUGGGUUGUGGUGAUUUUGGAGAAAAAUCCCGUGAGACUAGCUAGUGUUUUAGCCAAUUUUGGAAGUUACAGUCACUGUUCACUGCGGAUCACUGUUCAUGGGUAUGUUCAUAGGCACUGUUCACACACCGAGAGCCAAUAAUUAACGGAGAUUUAAAUGUUUAGUUUGUGAUAUAAGAAUAAAUUUGGAGAUGUCCGGUUAUGGGGAGAUGGAUAGAAAUAGCACUGUGAUUAGGGGUAGUGUUGAUGAUGAUUUCAAUUUGAAUUUAUGGUAGUGCGAUAUUAAUUCUUGGAAUAUUGUGAUUAGGUUUUGAUCGUUCUGUCACCGUAGCACUUGGGUUAGCCUUCUGUUCUGUGCGAGUAAGGUUCAAAUUGAUUUUAAAUUGAUUUUUCCAGCAUUUGAGUGUGGUUAAACUGAAAUGAAAAUUGUGAUGAUUUCUAUGAGAAUUUCACUAUUUUUCUGGAAUUGAGCAUGAAUGGAAUAAAAAUGAGGAUUUUAUUGAUUUUCUGAAAUUGAGCAUGAUUGGAAUGAAAAUGAGAAUUUCAUUGUUUUUCUGAAGUUGAGCAUGCCUAUUUGGAAAUUGACUGAACUGUUUUGAUGAACUGAGAGUUUUUGUAAAUUUUGAGUUUUCUGUUAAAUCCAUGCUCACAUGGAGGUUUUCCGGUUGUUUCUGAAAUUGGAGAUUGAUUGUCCUGAUGAUCUGAAAGUGAUUGGUGAAUUAUGUUUUUCUGUUAACUUCAGCCUAUUUUGUCUCCAAUGUGGUCAUGUUUCUGUAAUCCUGCUAGUGGGGGUUAAACGCUAGCACUUGUCGGCACAUGUCGAUAUGUUACUGAUAGAACCGGUUCGUUCCUGUAACCCUGCUAGUGGGGGUUAAACACUAGUAAUUUCUGUUGCCUGUCAGUGGGACGUUUAUAACACUGGCCGUGACCUAUAGAGGAGACGUCUAUUUCGUGCCCGUACUAUAUCUGUUUUCAUGAUUACACUUGUUGGCAUGCUAUGAGUUUAAUUAACGGUUUGUCAUGAAACGUUUUGUUAUUGAACUGAAUCUGAUUUUACAUUGACGGUUUGUUAUUGAAUGCUUUGCAAGUGAACUGAAUCUGAUUUUGUCAUUGAGUGAUUUGUUAUGUUAAACUGGUUAUCAGGCAUGUUAAAAGUUUUUCCCAAGGACUAUCCAUAUUUACUUACUGAGUUAUCUCAUAGUUUUCCUUGUCCACCAUUUCAGGAAGUGAAACUGAGGACGGGGAAACCGAGGGGAGUGACGAGUUAUAAGGCUAGCCAUUUCGAGAUUGAUAUGGAUUUAGAAAUAAAUCAUGCUCUUGUAAGCUAGAUUGUGAUUGGAGAUUUUAUGAUAUCAGAGCAUAUUGUAAAAUUUUAUCUUGAGAUUUUGUGGUAUCAGAUUGUGAUUUGAAUAAGUUCCGAGCCUUGUG